This is a messenger RNA of Drosophila rhopaloa, 6350 nucleotides long. RefSeq names its product activated Cdc42 kinase-like (gene Ack-like). The coding region runs from base 81 to 4523 and encodes 1480 amino acids. The record is from RefSeq and is a predicted model, not a curated record. Gene Ontology annotation, biological process: protein phosphorylation. The transcript has 7 exons. NCBI's taxonomy places the organism in Eukaryota, Metazoa, Arthropoda, Insecta, Diptera, Drosophilidae. Gene Ontology annotation, molecular function: protein tyrosine kinase activity; ATP binding; protein binding.
AUUCAACCGACUCCGCGCGACGGUCAUACUAAUUGCAGCAAAAAAACAAAAAACAAUGCAGACGCACACGCGAGAGUAAAAUGGAGUAUCCACAAAUUGAUUUAUACGAAUUCCUCACUGAGUCCGAACUGCAGCAGUACUACAAUGCCGUCAAAAACGAAUUGAAAAUAACGAACGCGGCCCAGUUCAAGUAUGCGGCGGACGAGGAUUUACGUUUCAUUGGGCUCUCGCGCCCGGAAAUCCGGAGGCUGCGAAAGUUUUACGAGAAGCACUUCCCCCACAGCUACCUCAGCAAGAUCAAGCGUCUGCUGCAGGCGCCCGGGACAAUGGUAAAGCGGGAGGAAGUGCCCGGCGGCGGAGGUCAAGUGGCGCUCGAUGGCAGUGGUGCCUCCGCCUGCUCCUCGCUGGCCGCCAAGAACGGAGCCAGUUCGCCGGGCAAAGUGCCCAACAACAAGCACAUCAUUCCGGCGGACUCCAUCAGUGUGAACAAGCAGCUGGGCACUGGCGAGUUUGGAAUCGUCCAGCAGGGUGUCUGGUCCAAUGGUAGCGAGAGAAUCCAAGUUGCCAUCAAAUGCCUUUGCCGGGAGCGCAUGCAGUCGAAUCCCAUGGAAUUCCUCAAGGAGGCGGCCAUUAUGCAUUCCAUUGAGCACGAGAAUAUUGUACGGCUGUACGGCGUCGUUCUGGCCACAGACUCGCUCAUGCUGGUCACCGAGCUGGCUCAUCUGCGCUCGCUGCUAGAGUGCCUCAAGGACUCGGGGCUGCGCGUCAGCUUUCUCACAAUCCCCACGCUCUGUGAAUUCGCCCUGCAGAUCUGCAAUGGAAUGCGAUACCUGGAGCAGAAGCGCCUCAUCCACAGAGACCUGGCGGCACGGAAUAUCCUAGUGUUCAGCAAGGACAAGGUCAAGAUCUCCGACUUCGGACUGUCCCGUGCGCUGGGCGUGGGCAAGGACUACUACAAGACCAACUUCAAUGUGAACUUAAAGCUGCCGAUCGCGUGGUGUGCGCCCGAGUGCAUCAACUAUCUGCGCUUCACUAACGCCUCCGAUGUGUGGGCCUUUGGGGUCUGCCUGUGGGAAAUGUUCUCGUAUGGCUUCCAGCCCUGGGCGGCACUGACCGGCCUGCAGAUCCUCGAGGCCAUCGAUUCACCCAACUACCAGCGACUGGAGCAGCCCGACUGCUGUCCCAGCGAGUAUUACACGCUCAUGAUGAAGUGCUGGCAGGAUGAUGCUGCCAAGCGACCGCGUUUCGGUGAGAUCUACGACCAGCUGCCAGAUAUGAAGCCGGAGCAGUUAAAGGCGGUGGUGAAUUGUGCAGAGCCCAAGAAAGACCAUCUCCUGUAUCGCCAGGGCGAUAUUAUAAGUGUUCUCGACCGCAACACGGGCACGCCCUUUUGGAAAGGAGUGCUGAGCACUGGCAAGACGGGCUACUUCAACCCCUCCAACACGGUGGCCUUCCUCGAGGGCCUGCCCAGCUCCAGUCGCGAUUCAUUUAGUCGGGUAAGUGACCACAGGAUCAGCAAGCGCAAACUUCGUACUGAGAUGAUUUCGAAGCCACAGAACGAUUUUAAGCACACCGGCCACGUCGGAAUCGACGGAGCCACCUUUGGUGAUAUCGCCUUUCUGGGAAGUUCGCAGAAUUACAAUCACGUGCCCAAGCAAAUAGUAACGCCCUACAAACCCUCGGAGGACAUUGAGCAAACACCUCUUCUACUGCCGCCGACGCCCACGAGUCCGGACUCGCUGCAGACGGCCAGUGGAUAUUUCCCAGAGGGUGCCAGCAGCGAAGGCGCCAUGGGCACCUCUAUGAACCCCACAUUCAUUCCAUCUGCCGAGCACACUCCCAAGCUGAUAGCCACGAACGGCCAGAGCUCAUUCGACUUCGCCAGCGGGUCAACCAACCCUUUUUUUCUCAACCGGGGAGAUAAUGAGAUGGAGUUUGGGAUGCAGAACAAUAACUACGGCGUGGAUGGAAAGAGUAUUCAUUCGGGUGAGGCGAGCUGGCGCCCCACUUCUCGAAGCAUUGUGGAUGAUCCUCACGAAUAUCACGAGAUAUCAGAUGACGAGAUCAUGGCCGAUAAGCUGGACUUUGGGCCUUCGCUGCUGGACGAGAUUAACUCAAUGAUUGGAUCGUUUAGAGGGGCUUCCGGCAGCCACCCCAAAUCGCCGGGGUUUGAUCAUGUGAACAGCAAGAACGAGUUUGCGGAAAUGUCUGCCAAGCUGGGCCGAAAGAGUGGUGACACCAAUGGCAACAAGCAUGGCCAUGGACUUCUGCCAACGCUCUCAAAAAAGAAGUCGACGGGGACUUUAAAGCCCAUUUCUGUAAAAGACGAGAAGAUGCUGGACCAUGCCAUCUUGAUCGCCAACGAGAUUAGUGCCAGAUCGAUGAUUGAUCUGGUCUCUGAUCAGACACCCGCCAUCCACAGCCCCAAGCGCAAAUUCAGCUUCAGGUUUCCGCAUUUGAGUAACAAUGGUGGUGGUGACAAGUCCGGUGGUCUGGGUGCCAGCGGUUCCGGCCACACUCCCACCCAUGGCAACGCCUCGCCUUUUUCCAAAAAGAAAAACUUCACCGAGGAGCUGCAAAGCAUUCCGGACAUACAGCGUUUCCGCUCUCUGAGCGAGAUCAAAAACAGCACUGAUCUACGCGUGCCCAUCUUCGACAAGGAGAGCUCCGACUUCCUGUUCCAAAAGUCGCGUGAGAUCCUCAGCAGGCCGUUGAAUCUGGAGCGAGAGCGGGCGGCGGAUCAGCCGCCAAAAAGCAUCGACGACAACAUUAUGGACAUAGAGAACACACUCAAAGCGCUCAACCUGGACUUCAUGCACACGUACACGGAAUUGGACAAGAGCGACUCCAAUGAUACGAUCCUCAACGACCAGCUGCCGCAGCUGGUCAGUCUGGACGAUGGGAUCAGUAGUGCCACCGGCAGCCUCAAGUCGGCGGUCUACAGCUACAGCAAUGGUGUACAGACCAUGUUCGAUUUCAAUGCGGCCACCAGUCACCUGGACAAGCAUCUGCAGUACAUGCACAACCAGGCCCAGCUGAGCGCCGCUGCUCCGGUGGAUCCCAAGCCUAUGGAGGACAAGCGCUCGAGCACUCCGGACACGGGAUUCGCAUCGCGGGACACCAACAUUUCGCUUUCGCGACGCAGCAGCCAGAAGUCCAGCUACAGUCCCCAGGAGAGCUUUCAUUUCCCGCUCAAGGGCGAGGCCCUGUUCAGCGCUCCUCCAGUGGUCAUGUCAGGUGGUUAUGCCAGUCUAAAGGAUGAGCUCGGGUACGAGCGCUUUGGAAAUGGGGCGACCAAGCAGAUGCUUGCCAGCGCCUCGCCCAUCAAGUCUGGAGCGGGAUUAAAUGCCAGCAGUGGGUCCGUUUACAUGGGAUCAAAGGGAUAUCGUCAGCGCUCGACAUCCUUCAACGAGAGUUUCCAUCCCAUUUCACCGGUUCUCUCGGAGCCGCCGCAGCGGGAAAGGGGUGUUAUCCAGCGGCAGGUGAGGCUGGAGCAUCAGCCGCCUUUGCCACGUCGCUCCGCCUCGUAUAAACCCCGCUCCAUCAGAGCACGCACUCUAAGGAGGUUGAGCUACAAUCCCAUGACCCUGGAUUCGAGUUCCUCCAGCGGCGAGGAGCCUGUCAAGCCCAGUUUGGCCCGCUCCGAGUGCGACAUUCGGGCCAGAGUGGCGGCCAGCUCGAAUUCCUCUUUGGGGAGACGUCGUCGGGCCGGCAUGAAUCGCCAGGUGCAGUCAGCCUGCCAUGACGAGCGAGAGGCCAUUAUAUCCCCUCGUCAAAUCUACGGCUCCAAUUCGAGCAUCAAAUCGGCGCCCCACUACAAUUUUGGAGGUCAACGGCGCAGUUUCCACAGGGGAGGAACUGGCAUGAUGGGCGGUGGCUACGAGCAGUUCCAGUACGACGAGCGCAUUUACGAUUUUGGUGGACGUGGCCCAGGCAACAAUUACAAUAUGGCACAUGCGAGUUAUCUGAGCUCGUGUCAAAAGCCCAGUUAUCUUUUGAAUGGAGCUGAUUUGCCCGGAUCCGGCUCGGGAUCCUCUUCGGCUGCCUCGUCGGCAGUCCAAGCCACCUACAGGACAGCUACCGGUCCCCCAAUACAACGACCAAUGAGUGGUGGAGCUGCGCUCCAUGAAUUCGACAUUAGUCGACUCACGGGAAAGAGUCCCACGUCCACCAAUUUCGUGGGAAGUUCGCCGGAAGAGUUGAAGCAGCGCCAGCUUUCGGUGGGCUCUCUUCUGGCUCCCACUAACAAGAUGGCAAAGCCACAGCGACCCACGGAGUUCCAUUGGCCGGAGAAGAUACACGCAUCGGCGGUAAAGCAGCACGAGAUGCACUGGCGACAGAUGCAACAGCACCAGCAGCAGCCGCUAUCCACAGCCACGAUUAUCAGUUCAGCGGGCGCAGGAGCAGUGGCCACCAGGAGAUCCAGUGAUAGCUCCUCCUCAUCCAGCACCGAGAGUGGGGAUGAGUUCCAGUUCCGCCGCGAGUUCGUGGCGCCUCGAAUUCCGCCUAGCCCGGCUCCAUAACUAAGGAAAAUGCUGAAAUACGUUCUCAAUUUACUGUUCGGCAAUGUGUUGUCCGAUUAGAGGCGAGGGGCAGAUGGGAAUUGGAUCCGGAUAGCUGGGCGGUGUUGUGUUUGUGCUACUGUCUGUGUGUGAGGGAGAAGCGAGGAGGGUUGGCGUCGAAGAGUAAAUUGAAGAAGUAUUUACAGCGAAUAGAUAAUAUAUUUUUUGGAUUUGAAUUUUUUGAAGCGAGAUGAGAGUGUGCCUUAUAGGAAAACACCGAAGACCUCUCAGAACAGAUAAUAAUGAUGUGCAGAUCAGCUGCACAGCUUCCAAAUCAUUGCAUCAUUUCAUCAACUGCUCAUUGUCAUCAGCUCAACUCUACUUUUCCUUUUUCUUAUUCGACUAAAAUUGCCGGAAUAGGUAAACAUACGUACUUUUUAUGACGAAUGUAAUCAAAUCAGAGUUAUGAAUUUAAAUUAAAAACCUUAUUCCAUCAAAUUUAAUCGAAAUCAAAAAAAGGGAAUUGGAAUGAAAUUUUCUCUACAUCUCUCAAACAACAAAAAAUACUCUAUUCAGUAGCCUAAAGUCAAUAUACAAAACGUUUCUUCAACUUUUCACUACAACAAACAUAUAUUACAAAGAUAAUGGCUUCCAAACGGAAUAGAAAAUGUUCAAUAAAUUUUUUAAACAAAACCCAACAAGAGCUUGGUUGUCGGAAACAGUAUUUCAAGGCACACGACAAACACAAACACUCACACUUAUUGAGGGGACUCCAAUUAGACAGGGUAUUACCUAUUGCCAGUGGGAACUGAAACUUUAGAGCUCACGUCGGUAAUUAUAAGUCACACACAGACACAGGAAAACAACCAGACAGACAGACAUCCACACAAAACUGUUGACAAUCUUCAGAACUUGUCCACAUCAAAAGACAUUCGUCGGAGCAAGAAUCCCGUACGGAUUAUGUGCCAUAUCCUGACGCUUGCAUUUUUUAUGAAACCAAAGCUAAAGCGAAACCAAAAACAAAAACGAAACCAAACGAGUUAAACGAUACCGAAACCAAGAGAAGCAUUUAAGCUCACUUCAACUAGAGUGUCGAACCCUUAAGUAUCUGUAAGAUUGGAGAUUGAAGAGUUAAGUAUUGGCCUACUAAGCAAAACGAAACCGAAAGCAAAACUAAAAUUUAACUUUAAUUGAAUUGCCGACGGCUGCAAAGUGUCGAACAUUUUUGAUAACCUCACUAAGAAUAUAUUAUAUGGAUUAUACUUACUAAAAGAUUUUCGCAUUCUAUGCAUUUAUGGAUAAACUCAAAUUGAAAAAUAUGAUAUACAGAUUAUAUAUACACCUACUUAAAUCUAAAUCAACCUAAUUAUAUGUAUACAAGUAUAAAGGCGUAUGCGGUAAUGUAAGCAUUACGGAACAUGAUAUUCUAAACUAUGCGUUUGAAGCGUUUCAACCCAGAGAACAUUAAACUAAAUGAAAACCAAAAUUUACUCGAGUAUUAUACAAGAAACCCUAAAAACUAAACUAAAUUCAACUAAGCAACAACUAUUUAAAGAAAAGCGAAGAGUUUGCAUUCUAAGAACCGAACAAGUAAUUGGUAAUCAAAAACAAAGAAAAUGUUGUGCAUAUUUAAAGGGAUUUAAUAAAGACAAACUAAUUCUGAAUUUGAAUUUGGGGCCUGGUUUUUAAGAUCGAUUAAAUUAAUAGUCAUGUUAAUUCCUGGCACCAUUUUAUUUAUUAUUAUUAUUUUGUACCCCAACAUUUUCAUUUUGUACAAUUUCAUUUCCAUUCAUUUUAUUCCUACCCCGUCCCACAGUCGCUGAUCGGCAAGGAGGGACUGGAGGCCUA